AUGGCUCUUCCUUCGGCAGCGACCAAUCUUCGGCGAGUACUGGCAGACCCCAAUGGUUUCGUGGUGGCCCCGGGUGUCUAUGAUGGCAUGUCCGCACGCUUGGCACUAGCAGCGGGAUUCGAUGCGCUGUACAUGACCGGCGCCGGCACCGCAGCUUCUGUCCAUGGACAGGCAGACCUGGGCAUCUGCACACUGAACGACAUGCGCAACAACGCAGAGAUGCUGGCGAAUCUCUCGCCCAGCACACCGCUCAUCGCAGAUGCCGACACCGGGUACGGCGGCCCAAUUAUGGUGGCCCGAACCACAGAGCAGUAUGCGCGCUCGGGAGUUGCGGCUUUUCAUAUCGAGGACCAGGUGCAGACCAAGCGCUGCGGUCACCUGUCAGGCAAGCUUCUUGUUGACCAGGAAACCUACAAGACUCGAAUCCGGGCGGCCGUGCAGGCUCGUCAACGACUGGGUAGCGAUAUCGUGGUGAUUGCACGCACGGAUGCAUUGCAGUCGCACGGGUAUGAAGAGAGCCUGGCACGACUACGGGCAGCGCGUGAUGCUGGCGCCGACGUGGGUUUCCUUGAAGGAAUGACGUCUCGCGAGAUGGCGCGCCAGGCGGUGCAGGACCUUGCGCCGUGGCCCUUGCUGCUAAAUAUGGUUGAACACGGGUCCACGCCAAACAUUUCGGCAGCGGAGGCGCGAGAGCUUGGGUUCCGCAUUAUCAUUUUCCCCUUUGCGACGAUUGGACCUGCGCUGACGGCGAUGCGCGAGGGGUUGGAGAAGUUGAAGAGAGAUGGAAUCCCAGGACUGGACAAGGAGUUGACGCCGCAGAUGCUCUUCCGGGUCUGUGGGCUGGACCAGAGUGUGCAGUUGGAUGCGGAGGCUGGCGGAAGCGCUUUCGAUGGCGGCGUCGACCUGGGCAAGAACUAA
Messenger RNA from Penicillium waksmanii, 918 nucleotides. Its product is annotated as isocitrate lyase/PEP mutase family protein. The transcript is spliced from 2 exons. Gene Ontology annotation, molecular function: catalytic activity. The coding region runs from base 1 to 918 and encodes 305 amino acids. Lineage: Eukaryota; Fungi; Ascomycota; Eurotiomycetes; Eurotiales; Aspergillaceae. The record is from RefSeq and is a predicted model, not a curated record.